Messenger RNA from Rotaria sordida, 480 nucleotides. NCBI's taxonomy places the organism in Eukaryota, Metazoa, Rotifera, Eurotatoria, Philodinida, Philodinidae. The record is from the annotation of a GenBank genome assembly.
AUGUCUUCUAACAUUGUCGAUUCACUCAGACUUGCUACUAAUCAAUGUAAUAUCUAUGGUGGUUUCUUUGUAUUUUUCACUGGUAUGAUUGGUAAUAUAUUAAAUGUUAUUAUAUUUACAUCAUUAAAGACAUUUCGAGAGACUUCAGCUGCUUUCUAUAUGAAUGUUACAUCAGCUGUCAACAUUUUUCAACUUGUUGUUGGUUUAUUAUCUCGUAUUCUUAUAACUGGUUAUGAUAUUGAUCCAACAAAAACUUCAUCAGUUUUAUGUAAAGCCCGACAAUUUACAUUGGUUACAACUAUGUUGAUUAUUUUUUCUUGUAUGUGUUUUGCAGCAAUUGAUCAAUUUUUAUUAUUAACAAAUCGUUGGCGUCAUCUUUGUAGUCUUCAAGUAGCUAGUCGUCUUGUUAUAGUUGCUUUCAUUGUAUGGUUUUUACAUGGAAUUCCAAUAUUUAUCUUUCUUGAUCUUUAUCCAUCACUU